Molecule: messenger RNA, 297 nt
Organism: Phycomyces blakesleeanus NRRL 1555(-)
Lineage: Eukaryota; Fungi; Mucoromycota; Mucoromycetes; Mucorales; Phycomycetaceae
Product: fork head transcription factor
Exons: 2
Biological process (GO): anatomical structure morphogenesis; cell differentiation; regulation of transcription by RNA polymerase II
Molecular function (GO): RNA polymerase II cis-regulatory region sequence-specific DNA binding; DNA-binding transcription factor activity, RNA polymerase II-specific
Source: RefSeq, a predicted model, not a curated record
AGGCCGCCGUUUUCAUAUUCUUCUUUAAUUGCACAGGCGAUACUUGCGUCUGAGAAAGAAAGACUUACCUUACAGGACAUUUAUAAAUGGAUUACUGAUAAUUAUCCAACUCUUUACAACGAAGGAGAUACUGGCUGGCAGAAUACUAUUCGACACAAUCUCUCGCUAAACAAAUGCUUCAAGAAAAUCCCCAAAUCCGAACUGGACGGCUGGCCGAGUCGAGGCAAAGGGGGUUACUGGGUGGUUGAUCCAAAAUAUUUGGUCAAAUUCAAAUCCGGUAUAUUUAUAAAGGGUAGU